ACUGCGUCAGGCUCAGCAAGAAAACACACGCGUCCUGACAAAGCGCUUCACAGCGACACACCGCGAUAGAGUGACAGCACAAGCGCACUGGAGUCUCACUUGCUUCCUUUUGCGCUCAAACAAACUGACGCAUCGUUGCGUUUCAGCAGCUUCUCGACCAGUAUUUGAAUGAAACAUUUUGUCGGCUGAGACGAGCAGCCCAGCGCAUCUUUCGGUGUGUUCUCAGGAGUGCACGCGCGUAUGCACUGCGUCUAAAUCAAUAUACAAUUAAUCUACAUUUGAGUUUUCAUUUUCAUUCAUUGCACACCUGUAUGACUGGAAUACAGGAUGAGCACGACAAUGGACACGAACAACAAUACCGGAGGAGUCAUCUCUUACAUUGGAUCAUGUGGAGGGUCUCCUAAUCGCACCAGCCCGGUAUUUAUGUACAGCGAGAAUUCCAACAGCAGUCUGCAGUCACUGACACAACCCUGCUUUGGGUCAUCUUUCCCGCCUUCACCUAAUGGUUCCCAAGAUUCUUCACGUAUGUACACCAGCAGCAGUAGCUCCAGCAGUUCAGCAUGUGGUGAAGAUGGGAGCUCAUCAAGCUCUGGAGGAUCCCCAAGGGGGCGGGAUGAAAGCAACAUCACGUACAAUUCACCAAACAAAUCAGUUGCUACUCUUACAAAGUUCAAUGGAAUGGUGUUACUCUGCAAAGUCUGUGGAGACGUGGCAUCAGGCUUUCAUUAUGGUGUCCAUGCCUGUGAAGGCUGCAAGGGGUUUUUCCGUCGAAGCAUUCAGCAGAACAUCCAAUACAAAAAGUGCCUGAAAAAUGAAACCUGCACUAUUAUGAGAAUUAACCGCAAUCGGUGUCAGCAGUGCCGUUUCAAGAAGUGUUUAUCUGUUGGAAUGUCUCGUGAUGCUGUCCGUUUCGGUCGCAUCCCAAAGCGUGAAAAACAGCGCAUGCUAGCUGAGAUGCAGAGUGCCAUGAAUAACAUGGUGAACAACCAGCUGCAGAAUGAAUUCCAAAUGGCUACUCUUAAAACAAGCACCUCAUACUCCCCAUCCUCAUCUUCCUCUUCCCCGUGCCCAGGUUUGACAAUGGCCUCUCAGCCUCAGCCUUCUGUGCCUGUGGCUCCUUCUCCCUCUCCACCAGCUCCAGCAUUGCCUUCUGCUCAAACUGCUCAGAGCCCUCCUCGGAUUACCACCUCUCCACCAUUAUGCCCUAGUCCUGGCAUGGACAGCACCAUAACCGCCAUUACCAAAGCUCAUCGUGAAACUUUUGUCUAUGCUCAUGAUAAGCUAUCACUACAGUCAGUAAAUCAGUUUGAUCUGGGUGGCGACAACAGUAAUUGCUUUACUUCUGGCUUCAAUAUGAAUAGUCACAAUACAAUAUAUCAGCCUAAUUCAGCUCUACAGUGCAAUGGCUUUGAACCUGAUAACAGACAACACCUUCAAUACUCACCAGUCUCCAACCAGCAGCAUCAGAGCCUGCCAUACCAAAACAAUGCGCAUCACAUUCCCAACAGCAGCUGGUACGGGGCUCAGCAGGGAAAAGAGAACAGCAACAACAUUCCAGCGCAAAACUGCCCAUGGAAGAACCGAAAAGAUAUUCUGCUGGCUUGUCCAAUGAACAUGCAUCCUCAGGCAGAUCCUAACAAGACACCCCAGGAGAUUUGGGAAGAUUUUUCUCUGAGCUUCACACCAGCUGUACGUGAGGUGGUAGAGUUUGCCAAGCAUAUCCCAGGUUUCAGCUCUCUGUCUCAAAACGAUCAGAUCACCUUGCUGAAAGCAGGCACCUUUGAGGUGCUGAUGGUACGAUUUGCAUCCUUGUUUAAUGUCAAGGAGAAGACUGUCACGUUUAUUUCCGGCACGACCUACAGCCUAGAAGCUUUGAAGAGCAUGGGAAUGGGAGCCCUUUUGAGAACCAUGUUUGACUUCAGCGAGAAACUCAGUGCACUCGAGCUGUCUGCAGAGGAGCUGGGUCUUUUCACUGCUGUGGUGCUGGUCUCUACAGAUCGCUCUGGUAUCGAAAAUGUUAAGUCGGUGGAGAUGCUCCAGGACGGCCUGAUUAAAGCACUUCGUACACUGGUGAGCAAGAGUGCCCCUGGUGAUGUCUCUCGUUUCACCAAACUGCUGCUCAAACUGCCAGAUCUGCGCACCCUUAACAACAUGCACUCUGAGAAGCUUCUCUCCUUCCGCAUUGAUGCAUGAGAAGCGUUUUGGCUGCUGUUACUACAAGCCAGCUGAGUCUAUGGGAGUGGGUACUAGAGGGUUUGAGUGAAGGCAAAUACAAAUUUCCCAUCACUGCUACACCAGCAUAUGCUUGGGUCUGAUGGUGCUCAAAGACUUGAACAAUGACUACAGGGUUGAAAGGACACAAGCUGAAGUGCAUCAGAACAAAGACAUUAUUUUUAAACGUUUUUCUGCAUCACAGCAAACAAAAAUCAGGUACGGUGACCAAUGACCUUGUUGCUACAUAUUCUUAAAUUGUAGGACAUAAUAUGGAAUGGACCCAAAACCCUAAACUACACCUUGCAUUAACUUGAAAUCAGCUGUAGCAAAUCAACAUCAAAGCUCCAUUGUCCCUGGGUCCAUCCUGAGCUACUGUCUGUGUGGAGUUUUGCAUGUUCUUCCAAUAUCCAUAUGGAUUUUCCUCUGGGUUCUUUAGUUUCCAUUAACCUACCAAAAACAUGCUGGUAGGACAAGGGACAUUUCUAAAUGUCUCAUAGGCAGAAUAUGUGUGUAAAUUGUGCCCUAUCAAGGACAGGUGUGAAUUUCAGGGUACAUUCCCACCUCAUGGCAACCAUUCCCAGUAUGGGCUCCAGAUCCACUGCAACUAUGACCAGGAUAAAGCAGUUGCUGAAGAUGAACAUUUUAACCUGCAAACUGUAUUUGAUUUCACUCUUGCAUUUAUCCCUAAUGCAUUUCUUCCUAAUACCAUCCUAAUGCAAGCACACUGUAUAGACUGUGUUUCCACAUACCCGAUAUUUGAUUACAGUGAAAGCCAGUCUUUGGAUCUCUGGUGGUUGCAUGACUCAUCCACAUGUUAAUGCAGGGGAUAAAUUGAGCGAUUUCUCCAGACUAUCUUGGACCUCCAUGUUGCUGGAGUCUAGUCCAGAGAGAAGUGUGAAUUGGGUUCCUCAAAGAUGAUAUAAUACACAUCACAUCACAUCACACAUUAAAAAAAGAAACAAAAAAAGAAACAGAUGAAUAAUGCAAAGGAAAUCUGUGAGUGCUUUCUCCCCAUCCUUGCAACUGUGUAAAAAUGUAUAAAUAUACUAACUUGAAUUGUUUCAAAAUGUAUAUAUUCUAUAUAUAUAUAAAUAUAUUUUUUUGUAAAGUGUAAUUCCUCAAUACAAAGUUAUAUAUGACAAAUGUAUAUGUCGUCAAGUGUAGUCAUAUCUCAUUUAAAGCAUAAAGACUUACAUGUUUGCUUAUGUUUGGUCUUUCUUGAUUGCAUUGUGUAACACAUUUUUGUCCCUGGGUUGUAUGGAGCAUUUUAUAAUUGUUUAUGCCUCAAAACCUAUUGAAACUAGAGGUUAAUCUCCUCAAAUUCAAACAUGAAUGAUGGCAAUCAAAAACAAAACAAAAAAAGGAUAUGAUGCUUGAAAAACAUCCUUUAACCCAAUAUUUUGUUUUAAUUUUUAUUUAUUUUAUUUUGUUAAUACCCAGGAAAGGCUGUAAUGUGUUAUUAUUUUGUAGUAGCUUAAACAAGGCCUGUAUGGUGGAUAAUUAAGCUUUAUAGAUUUAAAAUAAAAUAAAAAAUCACUAAACAGAUUCCUGCGAGAUGUAUCUUCAGCUGUUUUUUUGGCGAGUCUACAGUGUCACUGUCAGAGGUAAAGUGUUUUCCAACCUAAAAGACUUUCUGGUUUCUUGGUAACAUGAAAAGAUAUGACUUCUUUUUUGUCUUACUAACUGGUUUCAUGGACAUUACACAACAUUAAAUAUAACAACAAAGAAAAAAAGGAGGAGUACAGCACUUUGAUGUGGCAUUGGAAAAUUAUAAUGCUGCCAACAGCUUUGCAGUGUACUGUCGUUUUUUUUGUUUUGUUUUGAUUAUAACACCAUGAGCCAUUACAGUUUAUUUCUUGUUUAUCUCCAAGUGGUAAAAUAAUUAUUGAAUGUUUAUGUACAGCAAAGGUACAGAGAAAUAAGGGUGGAUGACUAGGAACAAAUAUAUUAAUAAGACUUUAGGCUGGAUAAAUUCCUACUUUCAUAUAAUAAAUUUACUCUCAUCAACACUACUGCACCAUGUACUCCAGGCACAUAGUUGAGAGCUGGAAUGUUAUUAGAGGGGAAAAAAAUGCCAAGCGAUGUGGUGAUUUUCCGACAUGCCAGUGUAGGAUUCCAGUAAUUUUAGAAUGUCUAUCAUUCACAUAUGAUUUCCAAAGAAAAUGCUGUAUUAAAAUUGAGGUUUUUAGCUGGUGUGCUCAAUAAAAUCGUAGCCAAAUAUUGAA
Silurus meridionalis is the source of this 4439-nucleotide messenger RNA. RefSeq names its product nuclear receptor subfamily 1, group d, member 1 (gene nr1d1). NCBI's taxonomy places the organism in Eukaryota, Metazoa, Chordata, Actinopteri, Siluriformes, Siluridae. The coding region runs from base 328 to 2193 and encodes 621 amino acids. Gene Ontology annotation, molecular function: zinc ion binding; nuclear receptor activity; RNA polymerase II cis-regulatory region sequence-specific DNA binding. The transcript is spliced from 8 exons. Gene Ontology annotation, biological process: positive regulation of transcription by RNA polymerase II; negative regulation of transcription by RNA polymerase II; hormone-mediated signaling pathway. The record is from RefSeq and is a predicted model, not a curated record.